AUGGCUAAGAGAGCUGUGUGCUAUUUGCGUACACCCGAAAAGCGAAAUAAAAAGCAACAGCAUACAAGUACAUUUUCGGGGUCCAAUCUGGUGUUCCAGAAGGAGCGCCAGGCGAUUUCACGGAUCACGGGCUGUACUGCUGAUGUCUUUCUGGAGUAUGUGCAGCGAAACUUGCCGGAAGGGGUGGCAAUGGAGUGUGCCCGGCCUUCAACGUCCCGUACUCUAUGUCAAAUUGGGCAACUGGCAUCCCUUUCUGAAAUGCUUUAUACCUCUGUCGAUAUAUGUUGUGUCUUCGAAACACGCCUACAAGACUCCACUUCGGUCGUGCUCCCCUGGCCGAUUAGGACCAUCUCAGAUGUUCCACAGUUCACUCUUCGAGUAUCCGGUGACCCCAACACAAUGCUUCGCGGUAUCUUAGGUGUGGGAUUUGCACUCAGUCCCAAGGUUGAAAUCGCCUUACUGAACUUAAUCCCAGUAAACAGUCGUCUUUGCGCUGUGCGCCUAUCUAGCUCAAUUAAGAUCAAUGCGUUUCUGUGCGGCAAACGGAGGCGAGCCAAAGAAGCAAUGCUCUCGGCUUUCAUAACUGUUUGCCAAUGUCAUCUGACCCAACUAAAUAAACACUGGAUAUCGUCGAGAUCAGCAGAUCAUAUUGCAGCCGUAAAGGCCAUACCAGCAACUAGCGACUAUGAUGGCGCAUGUAGAUCCCUCAAACACUGGAUAACCAGGAGCUUGAAAUGUGACGGAGAAGGCUGGUGGAAUUCGAAGGCGCGGGAGGUAGAGGAGGUCUUCGCUGCAGGCAACGGCCGCGCCAUGUUAAAACUGGCCCGGGAAAGCGGUCAAAAGAAGGCAGUUCACUUCCUCAAUCGCCGCCUUCAGCCAAUUGCGAUCUGCGGAGAAAGUCUAGCCGCAAACCGUGUCUACUUUGAACCGAUUUUACUCAUUCCCCGCUUGUUAUUCGCUGGAAUUCGAGGGCGCUAUCGCAGGCGCCGCCUGAUUGGUCAGAUGAGCACUGACCAAUCGCAGACACUCAGUCUAACUGCACUCGUCACUCCAAACUCUGUGGCAACCUUGACUCACGAUAUGAUUUCGACUGUAGCUUUCUCAGUCUGUCCUGUUAUAAUCCGCUAA
Messenger RNA from Opisthorchis viverrini, 1128 nucleotides. RefSeq lists its product as hypothetical. The record is from RefSeq and is a predicted model, not a curated record. The transcript is spliced from 4 exons. The coding region runs from base 1 to 1128 and encodes 375 amino acids. NCBI's taxonomy places the organism in Eukaryota, Metazoa, Platyhelminthes, Trematoda, Opisthorchiida, Opisthorchiidae.